AGAAAAAGGCAAAUUAAAACAAAAUAGAGAUUGGAAAGUAAGCAAUUAACCAAAAACCUAAACAAAAAUUGACUAUAAAACAUCUAUACAAACUCUCUCUCUCAUCAUCACUUGCUCUACUCUCACUUCCCACCACCCACCUCUCUCCUACUUCUCUCUUUCUCUCUCUAGUCUAGUGCCACAAUACUUUCUGUUCUCUUCUACCUUGCUAGAAAGAAAACAGCAAGUAUUGUUUGGCACAAAACUCAGAAGAAAGAAGAGAUUUAUACAUACAUAAAUUUAAAAAAAUUAAUAAAAAUAUCCCCCAAAUCAUCCUCUCAAAAACUCCAUUUCAUCCACAUUGUCAAUUUCUCAAGAAAUUACUCUGCUUUUUGUAAAAUCCCCUGUUUUUUUAGCCCCAAAUCCCCUGUUUUGAACCCAAAAAUCCCUUCUUUUUUUUAGCCCAAAAUCCCCUGUUUUAGGGGUAAAAAUGGCGGAUUUAAUCCAAGAUCAGCUGUUACAAGCAAGGGGAGAUUUAUCAUUUCAAUUAGGAUUAAUGUGGGAAACAAUAAAAGCACCAUUAAUUGUACCAAUGCUUAAACUUGGUGUUAUUAUUUGUUUAGCAAUGUCAUUGAUGUUGUUUAUGGAAAGGCUUUAUAUGGGUGUUGUAAUUGUAUUGGUUAAGUUGUUUUGGAAGAAGCCUGAAAAACGUUAUAAAUGGGAAGCUUUACCAGAUUCUAUUGAUGAUAUUGAAACUGGCGGCUCAAAUAAGUUCCCUCAUGUUCUUAUUCAAAUCCCUAUGUUCAAUGAAAGAGAGGUGUACAAAGUAUCAAUUGGUGCGGCUUGUAACCUUUCAUGGCCGGCUGAUCGAAUGGUGAUCCAAGUACUUGAUGACUCAACUGAUCCGGUUAUCAAGGAUAUGGUGGAAUUAGAAUGCCAAAGAUGGGCUAGCAAAGGGCUUAAUAUAGUGUACCAAAUUAGAGAAAAUCGUGUCGGUUACAAAGCUGGUGCUCUUAAGGAAGGUUUAAAGAGGGACUAUGUCAAGCAUUGCGAGUACGUUGCAAUUUUUGACGCUGAUUUCCGGCCGGAGCCCGAUUAUCUCCGACGAGCAAUUCCAUUCCUAAUGUACAACCCUGAAUUAGCUCUUGUUCAAGGACGGUGGAGAUUUGUGAACGCAAACGAAUGCCUAAUGACGAGGAUGCAAGAGAUGUCACUAGACUACCAUUUUAAGGUGGAACAAGAAGUGGGGUCUUCAACUCAUGCCUUCUUUGGAUUCAAUGGGACUGCUGGUGUAUGGAGGAUAGCUGCCAUUGAUGAGGCAGGAGGGUGGAAAGAUCGAACUACGGUUGAGGACAUGGAUCUUGCUGUUCGAGCUAGUCUUCGUGGAUGGAAAUUUGUUUAUCUCGGUGAUCUUCAGGUUAAAAGUGAAUUGCCAAGUACCUUCAAGGCUUUCCGCUUUCAACAACAUCGAUGGUCUUGUGGCCCUGCUAAUCUCUUCAGGAAAAUGGUCAUGGAGAUUAUCAGAAAUAAGAAUGUGAGAUUCUGGAAGAAAGUGUACACAAUCUACAGCUUCUUCUUAGUGAGAAAGAUCACAGCUCAUAUGGUCACCUUUUUCUUCUACUGUAUUAUUCUGCCUUUGACAAUACUCAUUCCUGAAGUCGAAGUCCCGAUUUGGGGAUCAGUUUAUAUCCCUUCAGUUAUCACCAUCCUCAACUCUGUUGGAACUCCAAGGUCAAUUCACCUACUGUUUUACUGGAUCUUGUUUGAGAAUGUGAUGUCCUUGCAUCGGACUAAGGCCACACUCAUUGGCCUCUUUGAAGCAGGCAGGGCAAACGAAUGGGUUGUCACUGAGAAGCUCGGAGAUUCUCAGAAAAACAAGGGGAAUGCCAAAGAGAAAUCAGCCGGGGUAAAAGCUGCAGUAAGGAAAGCGCGAUCCAAGAUCCUAGACAGAAUGAAUUUCUUGGAGUUGAUAGUUGGAGUAUUCCUCUUCUCCAUCGGAUGGUACGAUUUUCUAUAUGGCAAGUGGAGCUACUACGUUUACUUCUUCCUCCAAAGCAUCACCUUCUUCAUCGUUGGCUUUGGCUAUGUUGGCACCUUCGUAUAGUCUUGUUCAAUCCUUCAAGAAAUGUCACUCUAUGGUCUAAUCAAAUACCACAUUUGCACAAAUUUCAUGUUGUCGCUUUCCUAUAAACAUUGGAUGCUCGUUUGAUUGUGCAUAAACAGUCGUGUUUAUUGCAUUCGACAAAUUGUUAGUGCAAGUGUCUUAUCUUAUUGCACGACUUAAAUGGGUCGCUGUAAUAAUCCAGAAAUAUAUAUAUAGGAUCAUUUUUCUUUGAAUCGCGACAUAGCAUUCAGAAAUCAGAAGCACAACGAGCAGGAAGAAGAGCAUAGAAGGAAUAGAGAAACAGAUGAAUGAUUGUUUUUUUUUUUUUUUUUUUUUUUUUUUUUUUGGCUGGAAGAUGUUUGGAAUUUCUGUGGAAUCACAAGUAUUUUAGUUAUUGUAUGUUUGUUUAUCAUGAUUGUUAGUUUUGUUAAGGAGUUGUAUGGUAAAAAACAAUAAGAUUAGUAUAGUAUUGUCUAAGUUAUAGGGUACUACAAGAAGUUCUACAAGAUUUGGAGCAAUAUAUUGAUAAAUGUCAGUAUAGUUCAUUCAGUUAAUUCACUCAAAAUGGUUGUAAUCUAGCACUUUUUUAAGGCAAUAUAUCCCGGAAAUUGACCUUUGUUAAUUUUGGUU
This is a messenger RNA of Chenopodium quinoa (quinoa), 2713 nucleotides long. RefSeq names its product glucomannan 4-beta-mannosyltransferase 2-like. Gene Ontology annotation, molecular function: mannan synthase activity. The transcript has 9 exons. NCBI's taxonomy places the organism in Eukaryota, Viridiplantae, Streptophyta, Magnoliopsida, Caryophyllales, Amaranthaceae. The coding region runs from base 470 to 2083 and encodes 537 amino acids. Gene Ontology annotation, cellular component: Golgi apparatus. The record is from RefSeq and is a predicted model, not a curated record.